Cyclospora cayetanensis is the source of this 1584-nucleotide messenger RNA. RefSeq lists its product as uncharacterized. The record is from RefSeq and is a predicted model, not a curated record. The coding region runs from base 1 to 1584 and encodes 527 amino acids. Gene Ontology annotation, molecular function: tRNA-specific adenosine-34 deaminase activity. Gene Ontology annotation, cellular component: nucleus; cytoplasm. NCBI's taxonomy places the organism in Eukaryota, Apicomplexa, Conoidasida, Eucoccidiorida, Eimeriidae. The transcript has 4 exons.
AUGCGGGUGCCUCCUGUCUCUCUCUGUUUCUGUUUGGUACUGCCCGCCCAUGCUGCAACAUCUGCCAUCCAGCUGCUUAACCAGGAGGCUCCUCUUGCAUCGCCUGUGCCGCAGGCUGCCUUCUGGCCUCCUGCGCACCAGCAAGCCAGAGGGCAGAUGCAGCAGCAGCAGGUACUACAGCUAGCCAUCGGCAUCUAUGAGCCAGAAUGGCGACGCCGUCUCUCCUUCCAACACCUGAAGCGGUGCAAGGCCCUCAAGCAGACGCAGCAGGCCCUUGUGCUCUUGGGUUAUUCCCCCGUAAGGUCGCUCGCCAAAGGCCUCUUCCCCCAACUGAAUGAACUGGAAACAAUAGGGGCAAAUGAAGAUGGAGAAAAUAUUUUGGCGAGCGCGACGGUUGCAGCCCGAGCAGCAGCAGACAAAGCAGCGGCACGGGGGGAGUCUAUCGUUACGGCGGUCCAUACUUCCGCAGCAACAACUGGUAACUUCGAUACAGACCCUGCAGCAGCAGCAGCAGCAGCAGCAGACCAAGCAGCAGCCACGGAGACAGCAGCUGCAAGAGAGAGUCUCUGUAAGUUACAGGCAUCAGGAGUCCGUAAUGCUUUGUGGGCUUCCCCCUUGUGGGGUGAGUUGCUGCUGGUGUUGCUGGCGGUGCCUGCCGUCGCUCCACAAUCGCAGUACCAGCAGCAGCCGUGGAGUGCUGUCUGGCCUUGUUUUUUUAAUCGGAAGCGACCAUCAGCGAUGCCUGCAGCAUUACCAUCCUUAGGGGAGUCACUGUUGGAGAGGGCGGACCCCAGUGCUUCAGAGCGGAAUACAGCGGUUGCUCCUCUGGAGCUAACGCAGAAGCAGAAAGAAGCGCAUGCAGCCCUGCUGCAGCUUGCUGCAGAUCGAAGCUGCUGCCUGAUCGUCUUCCACAGCUGCGGAGCAGAACUCACAAACCGACUAGGCCGCAGCGACGACAGCAGCAGCAGCACCAGCAGCAGCGGCAGCAUUAGCAAAGGCAUAUGCAAGAAAAUCAGAACCAAAGAUACCUCUGCCUGCAGUGACAGCAUCUGCAGAGAUCCUUUAAGCGGUUCUACAGCCACGACCGAUGCAGGGGGAUUAGCAAAGGCCCCUGUAGAAGUGGCGCCAUGUGGCUGCCCUAUCAUCGGCUGCGGCUACGGGCCACAUUGCUUCGACUUUUUGUGCAGCAGCACGAACUCCUGUACUACCAGCCCAAGCAGCAGAUCUAGUGCGUGCGGGAAGGAGCCUGACCAUCCGUUGCAGCACCCCGUGCUGCUCGCCAUAGACUCCGUUGCGAAGAAGCUGCUGACCGAGCAAGAACGAGAACAUCAGCUUCAGGGGCAGCAGCAGCAGCAGCAGUGCGCAGUUAUAUCUGAAGGGAACUAUUACUGUCAAGCGACCUGCGUGUACAUGCGAACGGAGCCGUGUAUCAUGUGCAGUAUGGGCUUGUUGCAGUCGCGAGUUGAGGGCGUCUUUUUUAUGAAGCCGCAAAAUUCGCUGGGAGGCAUUAGUGUUGCGGCGCUACACCGAGAUAGACGGCUGAAUCAUCCGUUUAGGGCUUUUCAACUUUUGCAGCAGUCGUAG